Molecule: messenger RNA, 1611 nt
Organism: Suncus etruscus (white-toothed pygmy shrew)
Lineage: Eukaryota; Metazoa; Chordata; Mammalia; Eulipotyphla; Soricidae
Gene: TH
Product: tyrosine hydroxylase
Exons: 13
Coding region: 25-1494 (489 amino acids)
Biological process (GO): heart development; response to ethanol; dopamine biosynthetic process from tyrosine
Cellular component (GO): axon; perikaryon; cytoplasm
Molecular function (GO): tyrosine 3-monooxygenase activity; iron ion binding
Source: RefSeq, a predicted model, not a curated record
AGAGGCACCCACCUCGCUGCCACCAUGCCCACCCCUGGCACCGGCGCCCCCCAGGCCAAGGGCUUCCGCAGGGCCGUCUCCGAGCUGGACUCGAAACAUGCCGAGGCCAUCAUGUCCCCCCGUUUCAUCGGCCGCCGCCAGAGCCUCAUCCAGGACGCGCGCAAGGAACGGGAGAAGGCAGAGACGGAGCCCGGGGAGCACUCCAAGGUGGCCCCACUCCAGGAGAAAGACGGCCGGGCCCGCCUGGCUCUGCUCUUCAGCCUGAGGGGGCCCAAGCCCAGCCCCCUGUCCCGUGUCCUCAAGGCCUUUGAGACCUUCGAGGCCUCCAUCCAGCACCUGGAGUCGCGGCGGGCGCCCAGGCCUCGGGCAGGGGACGCGGGGCUGGACUUCUUCGUGUGCUGUGAGGUGCGGGGAGCGGACCUGCCCGCCUUGCUCAGUGCCCUGCGCAGGGAGGCAGAUGACGUGCGCGGUGCCGGGGAGCAGAAGGCCCUCUGGUUCCCGAGGAAGGUGGCCGAGUUGGACCAGUGUCACCAUCUGGUCACCAAGUUCGACCCUGACCUGGACUUGGAUCAUCCGGGCUUCUCGGACCAGGCCUACCGCCAGCGCCGAAAGCAGAUAGCAGAGAUUGCCUUCCAGUACAAGCACGGAGACCCCAUCCCACGCGUGGAGUACACGGCCGAGGAGAUCGCUACCUGGAAGGAGGUGUACCGCACCCUCAAGGGCCUCUACGCCACGCACGCCUGCCGCGAGCACCUGCAAGCCUUCGAGCUGCUGGAGCGCUGCAGCGGCUACGCCGAGGACCGCAUCCCGCAGCUGGAGGACGUGUCCCGCUUCCUCAAGGAGCGGACCGGCUUCCAGCUGCGGCCCGUGGCCGGCCUGCUGUCGGCCCGCGACUUCCUGGCCAGCCUGGCCUUCCGCGUGUUCCAGUGCACCCAGUACAUCCGCCACGCCUCGUCGCCCAUGCACUCGCCCGAGCCGGACUGCUGCCACGAGCUCCUGGGGCACGUGCCCAUGCUGGCCGACCGCACCUUCGCCCAGUUCUCCCAGGACAUUGGCUUGGCGUCCCUGGGGGCUUCGGAUGAGGAAAUCGAGAAGCUGUCCACGCUGUACUGGUUCACCGUGGAGUUCGGGCUGUGCAAGCAGAACGGAGAAGUGAAGGCCUACGGGGCCGGGCUGCUGUCCUCCUACGGGGAGCUGCUGCACUGCCUGUCGGAGGAGCCCGAGGUGCGGGCGUUCGACCCGGAGGAGGCGGCCGUGCAGCCGUACCAGGAUCAGACCUACCAGUCGGUGUACUUCGUGUCCGAGAGCUUCAGCGAUGCCAAAGACAAGCUCAGGAGCUACGCAGCACGCAUCCAGCGCCCCUUCUCGGUGCGGUUCGACCCCUACACGCUGAGCAUUGACGUGCUGGACAGUCCCCGGGCCAUCCGGGGUGCGCUGGGGGGCGUCCAGGAUGAGAUGCACAUCCUGGCCGGUGCCCUGAGCGCCAUCAGCUAGGCACCGCCACCGUCGCCAGCCCCAACUCCACCAAAGGACCCACCCACCCACCAGUGGCUUCUGCACCCCUCCCUGCGCUGUGUAAGCCCAUCUUCUCAAUAAAGCCCUCCCAUGCUA